Molecule: messenger RNA, 1776 nt
Organism: Scophthalmus maximus (turbot)
Lineage: Eukaryota; Metazoa; Chordata; Actinopteri; Pleuronectiformes; Scophthalmidae
Gene: gip
Product: gastric inhibitory polypeptide
Exons: 5
Coding region: 1309-1608 (99 amino acids)
Biological process (GO): regulation of insulin secretion; response to starvation; regulation of fatty acid biosynthetic process
Cellular component (GO): extracellular region
Molecular function (GO): hormone activity; glucagon receptor binding
Source: RefSeq, a predicted model, not a curated record
UCUUGUGCUUCUGAAGAUUUGGAUGAUGAUGAGGAUGAAGAGAAUCAGCAGAGGGAGACAGAGCAUCUGCAAUACACAGCGCGCUCAUCCCACUACUUUAUACCUGCUACCUCCUCCCUCUGCACUAAAACAGCCUCAGCUCUACUUUACAGAGGUUUAACAAGAUGGUGGAACAUUACUUCUUCUCCCCUGGAUGAACUAUAUUAUUGUUGCCAGUCACAUUUCAGAAUAUAAUUUUAUAGAACAUAAUCAUUGUUUUUAGACUGGGUUUUUGCAUACUGAAUACGUUCAAGUACACUUUGGUGCCAACACUGUUGUACAUGAACAUGACUUUAAUCUGAAAUGUUAUAUUUUAUUAUUACCUAAAUACGUGAUUAUAAGAUAACUCUUCCACCUCUGAUAAUGUCAAUCAAUCAAUCACCUGGGAGAAUUAUUUUGAUACAGGGAUUGUAUUUUUAAUUGAGUACAUUUAUUGUGUUAUUGCUACUUUGAUUUACAGUAAGUAAUAUAUUCGAGUACUUCUGCUGCUGUUGAGUACAACUGUUCACUCUGAGACCAAUUACCAAGGUCAGAAACACAAGAAUGGAGCGCAACACAUCAGGACUAAGACUAAUAUGAUAUACUAAUACAAAUAUAAUAAUACCUUUCACUGAAAUUAGGCCUCUUGUUUGUUUGUGCAUAAGAGCUUCUUUCAAACCUCGGUGCCAGAGGGAUAAAAACGAAUCUGGAUUAAUGGAUUGAAUAACUUUACCUGAAAGACCAUGUAUGUUUUCAUUAGGUUAAACCACAAUUUAUCAAUGUUUCAGGCUGCUUAGUGUCUUUUCAUUGGGAAAAAAAAGAAUGAAGGGAUCAAUUUUCCUGAAGGAAAUCUCUUUCCUGACAUUACCUUCAGUCAAACAUCCUGAAGCUGAGCAGUUAAACCUCACUCUCCAUCUCUACCUCGGCAUUUUUGUAUCAACAAACCAUUACUCUUUCACAUGCUGCCAAUUUUUCAUUAGUUUAAUGGUCCGUGCAUCUUUCCUGUGGGCUGUUAACUCAGCACUGAGUCUUUAGGGAGAGUAAAAUUAAUUUACUUUCCAUUUUUUAUCACAGCGCUGCUUAUCAGCAGCCACCUGUAAGUAUGGUCACCUGUGUGUUUUCAUUAACGCUUUAAUGUGGUGGAACUAAAAUGUUUUUCUUGUUCACCUUCCUGCUAUUACCACUGAGAAAACUGUAUAAAAGACAAUUUUCUGAAGGACACGCACCAGUGAAAGUCGCCUCAGAGUUUCUCAUCUCCUGUAAUAAAGAUAACUCAAUUUAAAGGUCACCAUGAAGGCAGCGCUGUUUGACCUUCUGGUCAUCUUGUGCCUGUUUGCAGUGCUGCGUGCAGGAGCAAACACUCAUCCUGAAGACAUGGGUGAGGACGAGCAGCACGUGGGGAAAAGAUACGCCGAGUCCACCAUUGCCAGCGAAAUGAGCAAAAUCGUGGAUUCGAUGGCGCAGAGAAGUUUUAUUGAUUUUUUGCUCAACCAAAAGGUCAAAAGAAGCAGGCUCGUCGCUGUGGAGGAAGAUCCAGACCAUUACAACGAGCUGCUGAAGCUGUAUGAGAAGCAGAGGAGGGAGAGCUAGGCUCCAACGAGGAGCAGUGACGCUGUGGAAAAUUUCAUGAUGAUGAUGCUUGUUAUUUUUGCCUCUUUCCAUUAAAGCUUGGUCGAUGUGUAGUGUUUGUUCUGUCCUGUGCAAAUAUAUCUAGAAUCAUCACACAGCAAAAUAAAAAAUGACUUGAGCUGAGUGAAA